Molecule: messenger RNA, 3389 nt
Organism: Antechinus flavipes (yellow-footed antechinus)
Lineage: Eukaryota; Metazoa; Chordata; Mammalia; Dasyuromorphia; Dasyuridae
Gene: TRIB1
Product: tribbles pseudokinase 1
Exons: 3
Coding region: 1132-2235 (367 amino acids)
Biological process (GO): positive regulation of proteasomal ubiquitin-dependent protein catabolic process; regulation of MAP kinase activity; protein phosphorylation
Cellular component (GO): nucleus
Molecular function (GO): mitogen-activated protein kinase kinase binding; protein kinase activity; ATP binding
Source: RefSeq, a predicted model, not a curated record
AGCCCAACUCCGGUUCUCCUGGACUCUAGCGUCACGGCAACUUUUAAUCCUUCUCUUUCCCGGCCCGCGGGUUUGGCUCAAAAAGACAGAGGGAGCGAAAGAGAGCGAGCUCCUUCUCCUCCUUCCUCUACCACUUUCUUUCUUUCCAAGCUCGCACUCUCUCCUUCCCUCCCGCGGUGGGUCGGAGAAGUGUGUGCGGGGGGCGCGCGCUCUCUUGCCCCAGACUCGUCACCUGCAUCCGUGCGCUCGUCGCCUGGGUGCCUGGAAGCUGCCCCUUCCCCGCCAGACCCCUCCUCCUCCCCCCGCCCCGUCUUGCUGCUGCUGCUGCACCUCCCCUUCCCUCCCCUCCCUCCGCUGCUAGCCAGCGAGCCGGGUGGUGGGCCGAGGAGCUGGAAUCGUAGCACCUCAUUGCACAACCCGGCUUCCCAACUGUUUACAUAUAAUCGGACUGUGUGUAUACAGCGUGAGUCACCCGCUGGAGGAGGAGGAGGUGGAGGAAGAGAAGAAGGAGGGCACAGUCUGGGAUCGGCGCACCGCACACUCACUCGCUCACACUCAGCCACUCUUCCUCACCCUGCACGGAGGCUGAAGAGCGCGUAGGGGGAGAAGCGCCGCCAAAAGUUGCCAAGGUGCCUUUGCCGGGAGACUUGGGCUUCGCGAUUCUGGGUUACUCGACUGGCAUUCAUUGCCGUUUCGGAAGCUUAGCUCCGAGUCACAGGCCGGUGGCUCCCCGGACCCGGAGCGCGCUCUGUGCAGACCUUUCUCCGCCUGGAUUGUCUCUACUUAGGCAGCGGCAAGAAGCCAUCCGAGCCAGCUAGCAGCGGUCACCGCGAGCCGGGACUCUCGGGGAUCCCAGUACUGAGCCGCCCCCUCGGGGAGGGGGGAGAAGGUGGAGCUGGCCCCCGGACCGCCCGGUGGCUCCCCAGUCAGCCCCGGCCCCGGCUGCAACGUGGGCGCCCUAGAGCGGCUCUGGCUAGUUUUGCCCCCCGUGGGGGGUGAAAGCCAGAAGACUUCAAGAGACGCCUCAGGUUUGGUAGUUGCCGUCCGAUCUCUGGACCUUGGGGCCCCGCUCCCAAUUACUUUUCGGAUUCGGGGAUUUAAUAGCCCUGCUUUAGGGGCUCAAGAACUUGGAUGUGUUCCCUGCGCCCUGCCAUGAGCCGCAACGUCCAGCCCCGCAGCCCGGGCCUGCUGCUCCCUGCAGCCCGAGGCUCCCCUUCCAAACGUCUCCUGGACGGCGAUGAGACGGCCGCGGUGGCAGCCAAGUGCUUGCGACUUUCCGAGUGCCCGAACCCUCCGGACUACCUCAGCCCCCCCAGUUCACCUUGUACCCCCCCGCCCGCGCCCUCCCCUUCGGCGCCCGGCGGCAGCGCCCCGGGGCCCAGCCGGAUCGCUGGCUACCUUCUGCUGCCCCUAGCCGAGCGGGAGCAUGUGUCCCGGGCGCUGAGCAUCCACACCGGUCAGGAGUUACGCUGCAAGGUGUUCCCUAUUAAACACUACCAAGAUAAAAUCCGGCCUUAUAUCCAGCUGCCAUCUCACAGAAAUAUCACAGGGAUUGUUGAAGUGAUUCUUGGGGAUACCAAGGCAUAUGUCUUUUUUGAAAAAGACUUUGGGGACAUGCACUCCUAUGUGAGAAAUCGAAAAAGGCUUCGGGAAGAGGAGGCUGCCCGGCUCUUCAAGCAGAUCGUCUCUGCAGUUGCCCACUGCCACCAGUCUGCCAUUGUGUUGGGCGACUUGAAGCUCAGGAAAUUUGUUUUCUCCACAGAGGAGAGGACACAGCUCAGACUAGAAAGCCUCGAAGACACUCACAUCAUCAAGGGGGAAGACGAUGCUCUCUCGGACAAACACGGCUGUCCCGCCUAUGUGAGCCCUGAGAUUUUAAAUACAACGGGGACCUAUUCCGGCAAGUCGGCGGACGUUUGGAGUUUAGGGGUGAUGCUAUACACGCUUUUAGUUGGGCGAUACCCCUUCCAUGACUCAGACCCCAGUGCUCUUUUCUCCAAAAUCCGCCGUGGACAAUUCUGCAUCCCUGACCACAUAUCCCCCAAAGCCAGAUGCCUCAUUCGUAGUCUUCUGAGACGGGAGCCCUCCGAGAGACUCACAGCUCCAGAGGUCUUACUUCAUCCCUGGUUUGAAUCAGUCUUGGAACCUGGAUACGUAGACCACGAAACAGGAACGUCAGACCAGAUUGUUCCAGAAUACCAGGAAGACAGUGACAUUAGUUCCUUCUUCUGCUAAUCCUGAAACCUCAAAAACCUCAUAAUUCUCACACAUGGCAUUUUUUUUUCUUUCAAGGGUUUCGUCUUUCCAUUUUUAUAGAUGGGUAGAGCUUUAAGUAUGGUGAUGACCAGAUAAGUGACAAUGUAAAUAAGCAUAGCCGUUUUACUCAGAAUUCCUGUUCCUGAUGUUUUUGUGCUAGGCAAUGUUGCUGAUAGAAGCACUCUGGCUGCCCAGCAGAGCCUUUAUGGUUCUCAGGGAGUCCUCACAUCUGAUUGGUUAGGUGCUGAGACCUGCAUCUUUUACCACUGACAAAGGUUAUGGCACUGGGACAGAAUCACACUUUUACCAUGAAGCAAACUUGAAAAAUUUAGAGGGAGACUGAGUGAAUCUUGCAGUGAUUUUUGAUGUAUGUGUAGUCACUUAUCUGGCAGUAGCCAUAUUUUACCAAUGAGAUAAACUGUUGGUCCAAUGAACCCGCCAUCUUGCUGCUCUUUGGAUAGGUACCUUUUUGCAUUUGCAAAUGGCUGUGCCAUCCACUUGGAAGUUUGCUAAACCUGCAUCUUCUUAGACUCAUGUACCAACUGCUUUGCCCCAUUCCUUGAUCAGACUGUUUCAGGAAUACAAGAGCCUGCCCUGCUGCAUAAAUCCAGACUUCUUCAAUUUCCUGUUAAGACCUCAUAUACACUAAUGCCUUCUCCCUGAACUUGAAACUUUUCCCCCUUUCCUUCCUGACUCCCCCAUCUCUCCCCAUCCCUAGCCCCAGCUAUAAAAGUACUUACCAGUUUAACCAUGGAAAAAAAUCAUAAAAAGCUUCUAAACUCCUGGCUAUUUCAGAACUCUGAUCUCAGGCAGAGAGACUGCAGUUUUGUGAAUAAUUUGCGUAUUUGGAAGCAGUUAGCUCUUUUGGUUCCUCCCAAGUGUGUUAGCACUUGUGUCUUUCUGAAGGCAUUUCAGGGUUGACCCUCUUGUCUUGGAGGAGAAAGCUCAGGAGUACCCUGUCCAGCAAAUGUCAAAAAUGUCUCUUUUCUUCAGCAGGAAACAUGGAAAUGUUUAGAAGGCAAGCUUUGGGUAGCCUUAGGAGAGUUUUAGACUGGUUUCUAGGAAUGCUCUUCUCUAUUUAAGUAUAUCUGCCUCUAGCAGUGUGUAGGGGUGUGUGUGUGUGUGUGUGUGUG